AUGCAAGUGAAGUGGUUGUGUGUUCUCUUAAUAGCUCCGAUCGUUUCCGUAAUCGCAUCAUCGUUAACUAAUCGAAUUUUGUAUCGCAUUUUUGUUCCCUUCACGUUCACCACUGGAGACUUACAGGAUAAUCAGAAUGGACGGGCAACACGUCAGCUUAGCUUUGUAACGAGGCAAUUAGUAGCAAACUCAACUACAGUUAACAUUGCUUGUGCUAAAUUGGUCAAUGUCACGGGACCGUGUCGUCGUCGUCGAGGACUUUGGGCAGAAGAGCCCAUAGUUCUGUCUUUUGACGAAGAGACGGAGAAACUAACUGAGAUUUUGUUUACACCCCCGUACAAGCUGGAGCCAACUCAAAUACCUAAUGUAACCGUGAACGAUGUCCCGAGCAGUUCUACCAGUGGCACAACCGUUACGAGUGUCGAGGAUGGUCGGCUGAUUACAUCCAUGCGUGAAUCGAGACAUCGUGAUUCACCUCAUUCCCGAAUCUAUUUCCCUUACAUACUCGGCUUGGUUACGAGGUUUAUUUCAGCACUGACUGCUGGUAGGCCGUCGUCUACCAUUCAAGUGACCCCUAUUCUCGAUGGUGGUAUUUUGCCUGUUUUUGAAUCUUCACAAGCUGAGGUCACUGUUACCGUGACCAAUACGUUCUUUGUCCAGGUUUGCACCCCUUCUCCGUUUCCUUUUUCGGAAUGUCUUCAGUUCCGCAAACGCAAUUAA
Daphnia carinata is the source of this 720-nucleotide messenger RNA. RefSeq lists its product as uncharacterized. The record is from RefSeq and is a predicted model, not a curated record. The transcript has 4 exons. Bases 1 to 720 code for a protein of 239 amino acids. NCBI's taxonomy places the organism in Eukaryota, Metazoa, Arthropoda, Branchiopoda, Diplostraca, Daphniidae.